AUGUCUCAUAAAACGCUAAUUGAUUUCGUCGUUAGAUAUCACUCUCCUCGCUUGCUGAACAAUGUAGUAUUCUUUCCUAGUAUUGGAAAUUCAUUUUUGGGAAGAAGAAUAGUUUUUCCUGCAGUAUCCACAUUAUCACCAAAACUUCAGUCAACCAAAAGUUUUACUACCAGUGCUAUAAACUUUUCAGGUAUCCCUUUAACACCUGAACCAAAUAAGUUUGAGGGUAAAUUUCAACUCAUGUAUACAUGUAAAAAAUGUAAUACAAGAAAUGCAAAAUUUAUUACAAAGCUGGCAUAUUAUAAAGGUGUUGUAAUAGUGAACUGUGAUGGUUGUGAAAACAGGCACCUCAUUGCUGAUAACCUAAAUUGGUUUUCCGACAUGAAUGGCAAGAAGAAUAUUGAAGACAUAAUGGCUGAGAAAGGUGAAACAGUACAGAAAAUUAUGUCUGAAGACCUUGAAUUUAUAGCAAAGGAAAUUGCUCAAAGUGUAGAUAAACCAGAACUUAUAGGGUAA
Molecule: messenger RNA, 516 nt
Organism: Leptosia nina
Lineage: Eukaryota; Metazoa; Arthropoda; Insecta; Lepidoptera; Pieridae
Source: the annotation of a GenBank genome assembly